Molecule: messenger RNA, 1260 nt
Organism: Acomys russatus (golden spiny mouse)
Lineage: Eukaryota; Metazoa; Chordata; Mammalia; Rodentia; Muridae
Product: kelch domain-containing protein 3-like
Cellular component (GO): cytoplasm
Molecular function (GO): protein binding; chromatin binding
Source: RefSeq, a predicted model, not a curated record
AUGUUACAGUGGACAGUGCAUCUGGAGGGCGGGCCACGAAAGGUGAACCAUGCUGCAAUGGCCAUUGGGUACCGAGUAUACUCCGUCUUGGGACACUGCUCUGGUGAAGACUACGAGACACUUCAUCAGAUAGAACACAUUUUCAAUGCUGUGUCCUUGCGUUGGACAAAGCUGCCCCCAGUGAGGCCUGCCGUCGGAGGGCAGGCUCCUGUUGUACCCUAUAUGCGGUAUGGACACUCAGUCGUCCUCAUCGAUGACACAGUCUUCCUUUGGGGUGGUCGCAAUGAUGCUGAAGGGGCCUGCAAUGUACUCUGUGCCUUUGAUGUCAAUACUUACAAGUGGUCUACACCCCGAGUGUCAAGAACAGUUCCUGGGGCCCGGGAUGGACAUUCAGUUUGUGUCCUGAGCAAGAUCAUGUACAUUUUGGGGGGAUAUGAGCAGCGGGCAGACUGCUUUUCCAAUGACAUUCACAAGCUGGACACCAGCACCAUGAUAUGGACCCUUGUUUGCACAAAGGGCAAUCCUGCACGCUGGAGGGAUUUCCGCUUAGCCACGAUGCUGGACAAUCACAUAUAUGUUUUGUGUGGCCGUACUGACCUCUUUGGACCAUUACAUUCCAACAAUGAGAUUUACUGCAGUCACAUUCGAGUCUUCGACACCAGAACUGAGGCCUGGCUCCACUGUCCACACACUCUGGUGCUACCUGAGAGAGGCAGGAGCCAUUCAGCCUUUGGCUACAAAGGAGAGCUGUACAUCUUUGGGGGCUAUAAUGCAAGGCUGAACCAGCAUUUCCACGAUCUAUGGAAAUUUAAUCCUGGGUCCUUUACCUGGAAAAAGAUUGAACCAAAGGGAAAAGGACGAUGUCCCCGCCGGCGUUGGUGUUGCUGUAUCGUUGGUGAUAAGAUUGUCCUCUUUGGGGGUAUCAGCCCCUCUCCCGAGGAAGGCCUGGGAGAUGAGUUUGACCUCAUAGAUCAUUCUGACUUACACAUCUUGGACUUUAGCCCUAGUCUGAAGACCCUGUGCAAACUGGCCGUGAUUCAAUAUAACCUGGACCAGACCUGUUUGCCUCACGACAUCAGGUGGGAGCUCAAUGCCAUGACCACCAACAGCACUAUCAGCUGCUGCAUUGUCUCCUCCCAUGGAUUGGAAGAAGUAUCUGUUGCCUCCCCUCCUGAGCCUGCUCUAGUCUUCACUGGCCCUGCCCAUCUCACCUGCCUGCCCCUUUGGACCCCUGGACUAGAGGUGUUUUCUGUGCUGUGA